Molecule: messenger RNA, 4763 nt
Organism: Seriola dumerili (greater amberjack)
Lineage: Eukaryota; Metazoa; Chordata; Actinopteri; Carangiformes; Carangidae
Product: nuclear receptor coactivator 2-like
Exons: 21
Coding region: 163-4593 (1476 amino acids)
Biological process (GO): cellular response to hormone stimulus; positive regulation of transcription by RNA polymerase II
Cellular component (GO): nucleus
Molecular function (GO): nuclear receptor binding; protein dimerization activity
Source: RefSeq, a predicted model, not a curated record
ACCCCGGAACCCCCUAAAGGGGGAGACUCUCUGAAGAGGAAGGACUGUCAUUCAGACCUCCUGGGGCCCAGCCCGAAGAGGAGCACUGAGAGGAGGAACCGGGAGCAGGAGAACAAAUACAUCGAGGAGCUGGCAGAGCUGAUCUUCGCCAACAUCAACGACAUGGACGACCUCAACGUCAAACCAGACAAAUGUGCCAUCCUCAAAGAGACGGUGAAGCAGAUCAGACAGAUCAAGGAGCAGGACAAAGCUCCAGUGGCUGAUGCUGAGGAGGUGCAGAAGGCCGACGUCUCCUCCACAGGUCAGGGCGUCAUUGAUAAAGAUGCUCUCGGGCCCAUGAUGCUAGAGGCUCUGGACGGCUUCUUCUUCGUGGUCAACAUGGAGGGCAACAUCGUGUUUGUUUCGGAGAACGUCAGCCAGUACCUGCGCUACCAGCAGGAGGAGCUGAUGAACACCAACGUCUACAGCGUGCUGCAUGUUGGCGAUCAUGCCAAGUUCAUCAAGAACCUCCUACCUAAGAGCCUGGUCAAUCAUCGGAGCGGCGACUCAUCCAACAGGAACAGCCACACCUUCAACUGUCGUAUGUUGGUCAACCCUCACGUCGACGGUGAAGCUCGGCCGACCUCUGACCAGCAGGACACGUCGCAUCAGAAGUACGAGACCAUGCAGUGUUUCGCUGUGUCCGAACCCAAGUCCAUCAAAGAGGAGGGGGAAGAUUUCCAGUCUUGUCUCAUCUGCGUGGCAAGAAGAGUCCCCGUCAAAGACAGACCGGUGAUGCCCACGUACGAGAGCUUCACCACACGGCAGGACCUUCAGGGUAAGAUCACAUCACUGGACACCAGUCUGCUGCGGGCAUCCAUGAAGCCGGGCUGGGAGGACCUGGUUCGACGCUGCAUUCAGAGGUUCCACCUGCAGAAUGACGGAGAGAUGUCCUUUGCCAAAAAGCACCAACAAGACGUGUUGAGGAGCGGCCACGCGCUCAGCCCCAUGUACAGGUUCUCCCUGGCGGACGGAACCAUCGUCUCCGCUCACACCAAGAGCAAGCUGGUCCGAUCGCCUGCCACCAAUGAACCACAGCUCUACAUGUCCCUGCACAUCCUGCAGAGGGAGAACAUGGGUGGCAUGAAUGCGGAUGCGCCAGGUGGGCAGGGCAUGAUGAAGCCGAUGACCCCGACCAGUGUGAGCGGUCCCUCCCCUUCCCCUGACGCCAGUGUCACCAGCAACACCCACCACUCCAUGUCGGCCUCCAGCACCCCUGGACGCGGUUUUGGGGCUGCGUCGGGUCGGGCACCCACGCCUCAGGGAAACAACCACGCACUCAAGCUGGGCAGCCCUUCAGCCCAGGGAAGCCCCAGUGUCACCUCAGGGGUCCAGGGUGCCAUGUUGUCUCCUCAUCACCAGAGCCCCAGCAUGGCAGCGAGCAGCAGCAGCUGCAGUAGCCCUCACCUCCCCCAGCAUCCUCCUGGGUCGUUCUCUCCUGUAGCCGGCCUCCACUCGCCAGCAUCUGUGUGCAGCAGCACAGGAAACGUCCAAGGGUUCAACUCCCUCAGUGCACUGCAAGCCCUGAGCCAGGGCCACAGGGUCACCCAGGGACUCACCGAGGGGCAGCAUCCAGAGUCACCUGACAGGAAGCCAGAUGGCCUUCAGAGCCCUCUUCACAGCAGCAGCGCUGGAAGCCAACGAGCCAAGAACCAUCCUAGCUUAGAGGUGGAUUUGUUUGGAACUUUUGGUGAGCAGCAAGACCUGUUGUCCCAAAACCAGGAGGGUGAGCAGGGGGAAGGGAAAGACGGUGACCCAGAUGGCUUUGGAGGUAAUGGAGGCCUAGGCGAGCUUGGUGACAACCCAAACCGCCUUCUUAACACCAAAGGGCACACUAAGCUUCUCCAGCUCCUCACCACCAAGUUAGAACCCUCUGAUCCUGGCUCGCCAACGGGGCCCCUCGGGGACGACCAAAACUGUAAGGACCAGCUGGGCAGGAUUGGGGGUGUAGGUGGGGCUGGGCAUAACAACUACUCCACCUCGUUAAAGGAGAAACACAAAAUCCUCCACAGGUUGCUGCAGAACAGCACCUCACCUGUGGAGCUUGCCAAGCUAACGGCUGAGGCUACCGGAAAAGACCCCAUCGGUCCUGAAUCAGCUACAGGGGACAACAUGGCCGCCCUGGGUGAACUCUGCGCAAAACAGGAGCCGGGGAGUCCCAAAAAGAAGGACAACGCAUUGCUACGCUAUCUGUUGGAUAGGGACGAUAACGGCAUCCUGGAUAAAGCCAUUAAGAUGGAACCUGCCGAUGGACCAAAGCUGUCCAACAUUAAGACAGAGAAACAGGAAGUGGGGUUCAACAUGCCGGACCAGACCAGUGAGCUGGAGGACCUGCUGGAGGACCUGCAGAGCGGCGGCCAGCAACAGCCGUUCGGGGGCCAGCCACCGGCCAGAGGACCAUCCUCCUCUUCGUCCUCCUCUUCCUCUGUGCCGCCUGGUUCCUCCGCGGACAAACAGACCAUCAUCAGCGACAUCCUGCAGAUGACCGACAGUGGCAGCAGCAGCAGCCCCCCCAACCAGCACCGAGCCUUCCCUCCAGUCGGCCCUGCAACCUUUAACGGUGCCAGGCCGGCCCAACCAAGCCGAGGUGCUCCUCCAGUCAGGAGCAUGUCUAUGGACGGCAGUAUGGGCCCCAACCCCAACACCACCAGGCCUUUCCCCCCUCAACACAGGAACCACGGCCCCUACUCUUUAAUGCAGCAACAACAACAGCAAGGCAUGAUGGGAGGUCAUGCAGCCAUGGCCAACCAAGCUGCAAUGGCCAACGCAGGCAUGAUGAGCAACGGGUCAAUGCGGGGCUCCAUGCAGCAGGGCUGGGGUCCCCAGGGACCCAUGGGGGGUACUGCAGGACCAAUGAUGGGCCAGGGGAUCGGACCUGGUCGCAUGGUCCCCAACAUGAACAGUGGGCUGCCUACAAGAGGCCCACCUGGAUCCAGAACUAUGGUCAACAUGCAGAUGAUGGGCAACGAGGUGGCAAACCCCACCUACACUCAGCAACAUGCUCCACCCAAUCAGACUGCACCAUGGCCAGACCGAAUGAUGAUGGAUCACUAUGGAAACCAAAGCAGGCCACCGUAUGGCAUCCCCCAGGAGGACGGGAUGGGGUGUUGCAGCACGGGGCCCGAGGGCCAGCCGGACGAAGGAGCCCUGCUGAACCAGCUGUGCUCGGUGCUAAAGGACUAUGAGGGUCUGGAGGAGAUCGACAAGAUGCUGGGAAUCCCCACGCUGGCUGGACAGGGUCCUAUGUCAGACCAAGACCAGUACCUCAGCUCCUCAGACCCAGCAGCCAGAAUGAAGCCUCCCCAAUACAGUCAACACUAUGGUGGCCAGCCAGGUUAUGGCGGCAUUCCUCCUGAUGGCGGAUUCCACGGCCCCUCUAUGGGUGGCCACAUGGGGCCGCAAAGGAUGCCACAUGCUGGUUACCCCCCAAUGAUGAGGAUGCCUGGGGCCACGGGGCCCAGACCGGCCGGAAUGAGGCCAGGGGGGCCUAAUCCGGUAGUGCAACCUCAGCCCAACAACCUGAGACUCCAGCUGCAGCACAGACUCCAGGCCCAGCUGAACCGUCAGCCAAUGGUGAACCAGAUGAGUGGAGUGUCCAAUAUGAAUCUACCUCUAAGGUCUAAUGUACCAAACCAGGGAACCCUCAACGCCCAGAUGCUGGCCCAGCGUCAGCGCGAGUACCUCAGCAACCACCUACGCCAACGCCAACAGCAGCAGCAGCAGCAGCAACAACAACAACAUCUGCACCACCAGCGUGCCAUGAUGAUGCGGACUCAGGGCAUCAACAUGCCGCCGAACAUGCCCAGCGGGGGCGCCGCUCCCACGCCGAUGCCCAUCGGUGGCACCAACCCGCGUCUCCCGCAGGGCAACCCGCAGCAGUUCCCCUACCCGGCCUCCAGCUACGGUACGGGCCUGCCCUCUCCUCCUCCACCUCCUCAUCCUCAUCCCGGCUCCUCCCCUCUCUCCCCCAGUCAUCAUCUGACUAGCCAGGGCAUGAUGGGAAAUGUAGGCGGGCAUUACAGCGGGGUAAUGAGUCCGCCAUCACAGCACAGUGCCUUCCAGUUCAGCAGUUCAGGAAUGAGCCAACAGCAGCAACACCAGGAUCCGGUGUCAGGCUUCCCAUGUGGGGCUGCAACCCCUCAGAGCCCUCUGUUGUCCCCCAGGAUGGGGCAGGGUCAGAGCCCCAUGCUGCAGCAGAGUCAGGGCCAACCACAACCCCAACCCCAGGGCCCGAACCAGGGGGGACCCCCCAGCUACCAGCCUAGCGCCGACCUCAACGGAUGGCCCCAACCUGCCAACAUCUCCACCAGCAACAGUGUGUACCCCCAACAGUCGCAGUCCCAGUACGCAGCACAACCCAACGGAGGAAUGUACAACGGCAACAGCAUGAACAUGGGAGUCAUGGCCAGCAAUGGUGGCAACAUGAACCAGAUGUCAGGACAGAUGAGCACCAUGAAUACAGAGCAGGUCAGUGACAACAGCCUGAUCUUGGAGCAGCUGGCAGGAAUUGACAUGCUGACACAAGAUGGUGACGCCAAUUCUAAUUAUUGCUGACCCCAGCUGUGGUUGAGACAAGGCGACACAGGAGCUCAUGACGAAGCAGCGAGGAGUCUGGGACGAGAGACAGAAACACUGCUUCCUGUUUCACACCAGCCAACUCAGAGGCGCCAGUCAGAGAGAGGACAACCAACACAUGUAAAACCUUUUGAACUGCACUGACUCAG